This is a messenger RNA of Melanotaenia boesemani (Boeseman's rainbowfish), 2897 nucleotides long. Its product is annotated as 5-aminolevulinate synthase, nonspecific, mitochondrial-like. The record is from RefSeq and is a predicted model, not a curated record. Gene Ontology annotation, biological process: heme biosynthetic process; hemoglobin biosynthetic process; erythrocyte development. Gene Ontology annotation, cellular component: mitochondrial matrix; mitochondrion. The coding region runs from base 399 to 2150 and encodes 583 amino acids. Gene Ontology annotation, molecular function: pyridoxal phosphate binding; 5-aminolevulinate synthase activity. Lineage: Eukaryota; Metazoa; Chordata; Actinopteri; Atheriniformes; Melanotaeniidae. The transcript has 10 exons.
ACAGCUGGCUUCAAAUUGAAUUCAUUUAGUUUCUUGGGCUGUGAGCAUGAUAUCUCUGUUUUUAGCCCUCAUAUACUAUUUGUUUAGUUAGCCAUUUUCCACAAAGCCAUGUCUCCUCUGCAUGUCUGAAAGAAAACAGGAACAUGUUCAGACAAAGAAAUAGAAACUGGUGAAAAUAGAGGCAGUUUGGGUGUUGUGGUGGUAUCUUUACCUGCAGUAUUUAUCAAUUUUUUAAAUAUUUCUUCAUCACACUGCUUUACUUAUUCUAUAGUGCUCAUCAAAAGUAGCCAGGAUCAUGUUGUUCCCGUGUGUAUGACCUUCAAUUGUGUGUUUGCAUUCCUGCUGCAUGCCUAAUUUUUUCUUUAUUAUUCCACCGAUUUAGGUCAAGUUUAUCCCCUAUGGAUGCAGUGAUACGCAGAUGCCCUUUCUUGACUGUUGUGCCCAGUGUUUUUCUCCACCAGGCUGGGAGGUCAUCUCUGGUUAGCUAUGCCCAGCAGUGCCCUGUGAGGAUGGACCUGGCCUCCCGACCACUGGCCAGAGCCCUGUCCACAUCAGCUUUUAAAUCCAAGGGCACUAAAACAAACAAUGAGAUGGUGCAGAAAAACAACAAUGUGAUAAGAGAAGCCAGGUUGGAACUGAAAGAGGAUGUCCAGGAGAUGCACUCUUACUGGACUGAGAAGACUGGUGUAGAUGGAUCAGUUGAGGGUCUUGUUGAAGUAAACAAAGUCAAUGCAGGGGCUUCUAAAAAUCUUCCCAAACCUACAUCUUCCAAAGCAUCUCACCUGGUAAAGGACAAUCUACCUAUAGUUGCCACGUUUCAGUAUGACACAUAUUUUGAAAAGAAAAUUGACAGCAAGAAAACAGAUCACACAUACAGAGUUUUUAAGACGGUGAACCGCAGAGCUGCCUCGUUUCCCAUGGCAGACGACUACUCAGAGUCUCUUCAAGCAAAGAAAAAGGUGUCAGUGUGGUGCAGCAACGACUACCUUGGUAUGAGUCGUCACCCCAAAGUCACCAAGGUUAUCAUUGAUACUGUACGAAAGCAUGGGGUUGGUGCAGGGGGAACACGAAACAUCUCAGGAACAAGUAAAUUCCAUGUGGAACUUGAAUAUGAGCUAGCUGACCUGCAUGACAAGGAUGCAGCAUUGCUCUUCACUUCCUGCUUUGUUGCUAAUGACUCCACAUUAUUUACUCUGGCAAAAAUGCUCCCAGGCUGUGAAAUCUACUCUGAUGCUGGUAACCACGCCUCAAUGAUUCAGGGUAUAAGAAACAGUGGGGUCAAAAAGUUUAUUUUCCGUCACAAUGAUGUCAGCCACCUACAAGAGCUGCUUGAGAAGUCAGAUCCAUCCACUCCAAAGAUUGUUGCUUUUGAGACAGUACAUUCAAUGGAUGGCGCUGUGUGUCCUCUUGAAGAGAUGUGUGAUAUUGCCCACAAGUUUGGUGCAAUUACCUUUGUAGAUGAAGUGCAUGCUGUGGGUCUUUAUGGGCCCAGAGGAGGAGGGAUUGGAGACAGAGAUAAAGUCAUGAACAAAAUGGAUAUCAUCUCUGGUACCCUAAGCAAGGCAUUUGGCUGUGUGGGUGGCUACAUCACCAGUACAAACGCUUUGGUGGACACAGUGCGCUCAUAUGCUGCAGGCUUCAUCUUCACCACAUCCUUGCCCCCCAUGCUUCUGGCUGGGGCAAAGGAAUCCAUUAAGAUCCUGAAGAGUGAAGAGGGCCAGAUGCUCAGGAGGAAACAUCAGAGGAGUGUCAAGCUGCUCCGGCAGUUGCUGAUAGAUGCUGAACUUCCAGUGGUUCACUGCCCGAGCCACAUCAUCCCCAUUCGAGUGGCAGAUGCGAUGAAGAACACUGACAUUUGUGAUAUCAUGAUGUCUCGUUAUAACAUAUACGUUCAGGCUAUCAACUACCCUACCGUAGCUAAAGGAGAAGAACUACUGCGCGUUGCCCCAUCACCUCAUCACACUCCCCAGAUGAUGUACUACUUUGUUGAUCGACUGGUGAAGACGUGGAAGGAGGUGGGAUUGAAGCUGAGGCCGCACUCCUCAGCAGAGUGCAGCUUCUGCCAGCAACCUCUUCACUUUGAGCUCAUGAGUGAGAGAGAGAAGUCUUUCUUCAAAGGUCUCAGUCACCCGAUAUCAGCAGUAGCCUGAUAUGUAGAAACACCAGAUGUACUCAUAUUUAUUUUAUUUAAAUGUAUCCCUGCAGGCCAAGCAUUUGUAUAUGGUGGAAGUGUGUUCAAAUGUCAUUAAAAUAUUUUUGUUCAGAAAUUGUUUCUUAUGUGUAAAAUGUGAAUUCCAGUCCAGUAAUGAGCAAAUAUUGAAUGUAGAGUAUUUACUUUACAAAGAUCCUGUAUGGAGCUAUGUGUGGCACAGAUUAUGUAUCACGUUAGUUAAACACUAUUUUUAAAGGCUUAAGAUCAAUAAAUGAAUGCUCAUUAUACAUCAAAAUAUUGUACUCUUGGUCAUUAAAAUGUUAAGUUCUCAUUCAUUUAGAUGUUGAAUUAAUAUUAUGUAUACAUAUGGUGGGUUUGGAUCUUAGCAGUGUUGAGUUUACACUUUUUUUUUCGUGUGCGGGUUUUCCCCAUAUGCCAACAUGUCUCUCAUUUUGUAGCAGUUGGAUUUGGCCCAAGCUAUAGCAUAAGGAUUCACACUUUAAAUUCAUAGGUGAAAAGGACAAGAUUAUGAAAGUGAAAUGUGACUGGGUGAUGAUUAGUGACUAUCAAUUUAUGAGUUCUACUUCAAACUUGAAGAUGCACUUGAAAGUUUAACAGAGUUUCAUGGCAUUGGUUGCAAGUCCCAGUGGAGAGGAGAAUGAUGUAUGAGCAUUGCUUCUAGUUUGGGUAGCGGUUUCAGUCUGAGGGAAAUCAAUAAGCUGUACAAAAGGCCACACAACUGAUG